Molecule: messenger RNA, 2004 nt
Organism: Sphenostylis stenocarpa
Lineage: Eukaryota; Viridiplantae; Streptophyta; Magnoliopsida; Fabales; Fabaceae
Source: the annotation of a GenBank genome assembly
AUGGUUCACAAGCAUUUCUACGAGCUUUCAUGUGGAGUUGUUGAAAUGGCUUGGAUCAUGCUUAGUGUUGACUACUCCCGGCUCUUGUGGCAAUUAAUUGUGGCGAGUGAUCGAGCCACAGCAAGAGCCAUGUACAAGGGUAGUUUAGGAGGCAAAGCUCAACUUGGAUAUGUUGAAACUGAUCCUUCUGGUCGAUAUGGUCGUUUCAGGGAUAUUCUGGGCAAAGGAGCAGUGAAGGUAGUGUAUAGGGCAUUUGAUGAGGUCCUAGGACUAGAGGUGGCUUGGAACCAAGUCAAGCUUGGUGAUGUCUUCCAUUCACCAGUUCUACUUCAACGCCUUUACUCAGAGGUUCAUCUCCUUAAGAACUUGGAACAUGAUUCUAUCAUGACCUUCCAUGAUUCUUGGAUUGAUGUCAAUUGUAGAACCUUCAACUUCAUCACUGAAUUGUUCACCUCUGGCACCCUAAGAGAGUACAGAAAGAAGUACAAGCGAGUAGAUAUCAGAGCAGUGAAGAACUGGACACGCCAGAUUCUAAGUGGUUUGGAGUAUUUGCACAGCCAUGACCCUCCUGUGAUUCAUAGAGACCUCAAGUGUGACAAUAUCUUCAUUAAUGGCCAUCUGGGGCAGGUCAAGAUUGGUGAUUUGGGCCUUGCAGCUGUUCUUCGUGGCUCCCAACAUGCACACAGUGUCAUAGGUACACCGGAAUUUAUGGCACCAGAAUUGUAUGAAGAGGAAUAUAAUGAGCUGGUUGAUAUAUACUCCUUUGGGAUGUGCAUGGUAGAAAUUUUUACAUCUGAGUUUCCAUACAGCGAGUGCUCCAACCCUGCUCAAAUAUACAAGAAAGUUACUUCAGGGAAGCUGCCAGAAGCCUUUUACAGAAUCCAUGACUUGGAAGCCCAGAGGUUUGUGGGAAAAUGUUUGGCAAAUGUCUCUGAGAGGUUAUCAGCAAAGGAGCUCUUGUUGGACCCAUUUUUAGCCAAGGACCAACUAGACUCUCCACUGCCUAGCCCUACAUUACCCAGAAAACAAACCCCCACACUCAAUUUCACUGCACCACUAGCCAAAGAGCUAUCUCCAAUGAGUGACCAAACAAAGGACACACACAUGACCAUCACUGGAUCAAUCAAUGAAGAGGAUGACACAAUUUUCCUUAAAGUACAAAUUUCUAAUAAAAGUGGGGAAAAGAGGAAUAUAUUCUUUCCAUUUGACACCAUAAACGACACUGCGAUUGAUGUGGCAAUAGAGAUGGUUAAAGAACUUGAAAUUAGUGACUUGGAACCAUUGGAGAUUGCAGAGAUGAUUGAGGAAGAAAUAUCAGCUUUAGUCCCAACAUGGAGGGAUUGGGGCUCCUCUAAGUAUCAAAGACAACAUAGUUUUAGCUAUGAAGAAGAGUAUGAUAUGAGUAACCACCACCGUUACUUCUCAUCAUCUUCUCGCUCUUCCUCUCAUGGUUCUUCCCAUAAGAAUAAUUCCCACCUCCGCGGGAACCAAUACCCUUUUGCCAAAGAUUGGCCUCAAGCUAUUACUAUUGUUUUCAGUGCCAUUAAAGAUUUUGAUUUGGCCACCACUAUGAACUAUUUUGCAGAUGAACUAUUUAUGAACGAUGAUGCAAGCUCUCAAAGCUCAAUGAACUCCUUCAAGUGUUUCAAUUUCAAUUACUGUGACCCUGGCAUUGAAGAUGGGCAUGAUCCAACUUUAGUACUAGGAGAAGAAGCCCUUUGCUACUCCCCAAAAGGCAACGACAAUUUCACAAGAUUCUGUCCUCGAGAAGAAGUGGAAGAUGCUGAUUUCACCAAACAGUUUUGCAACAUGAGAAUGGAUUCUCAUAGGUAUCAUGGAAUCCAGAGGCUAACCAGAUUGCGUUCCUUUGUGGAUCCGAGGAGACAACAACUGCAACGAUCAUUGAUGGAAGAGAUUCACAAGAAAAGGAUGUUCAAGACGGUUGGUGCCAUUGAAAACAUUGGGUUUCAGAAUCCAGAGGGAGGUGCGAAUUUUUCUUAUUAA